Molecule: messenger RNA, 693 nt
Organism: Aspergillus aculeatinus CBS 121060
Lineage: Eukaryota; Fungi; Ascomycota; Eurotiomycetes; Eurotiales; Aspergillaceae
Exons: 2
Coding region: 120-500 (126 amino acids)
Source: RefSeq, a predicted model, not a curated record
CUUGUGCACACCAACAGGAAGAUCAUUAUGAGCCUCUAUAACGGUGAUUACGCAGUGAACUUUCAUUGAACAGAAACGCGCUCGUUACCCGUUCUUGUGCAACAAGCACGGCUGCCCUAAUGUUGGCCAGUUUUGCCUGGUUUGUUUGUCUGAAUAGGACACAGUCUAUCUCCUGUCUGCCUAAAUGCGAUUCAUUGUUGGUAUGCAACAUUUCGCGAAGAACAAACAUUGAGGCAGCCACCAACUAUAACCUAACAAGGUGCUGCUAUUGGACACAUCGUCUAGCAGCGAAGAUGAGGUUGAUAUUAAGUGGCGACUGCAAUCGAGCUUUCUUAUGUCUUGAGAUGAAGGCACUCUGCAUCUGUGAUGUAUACAUAUGCUCACACAGCGGGGAACUAUACCAUGAUCAGUGGAUGGCGUACUUCAAGGGUGAAGUCCUGGGGAACGCCGCACGGGAACCUGCCAGGAAAUCAUAUACACACUGGUCAACCAUAGAGUGAGAGAGGCUUCUCAUGAAAGCAGUGAGAUUUACUGCUAGUCGAGGAGGAAGCUCAUGCGUCAGUUGUUUCCAAUUGCCAAUUAUGACCUAGUAGUGUUAUGCUAAAUUUCCGAUGGCAUUUCACUCUAUAGGCACGGUGUAAGCAUUCAUGCCAUGGCUUUGAGAUAGACAGCUUUUGAUCAUGCAGCUCUACC